AUGACGGUGAGCGGUUCAUCGGGGCGGGCGAAGCGAUCGACGACGCAGGCAAAGGCGGCGGAACAGAUGGCGACGAAGCCGCAAGCGAGGCGAGCGAGCGAGGCGGGCACGAGCGCGGUGGUGAAGGGGUUUUCGCACAUCCCGCACGGGAAUACGGCGCUGAGCGUGAAGGCGGAUGAAGCGAGAUUAGCGUCCAUCACGGACGAGAAGGAGCGCAAGCGAUUGAAGAGAUUGUUGCGAAACCGAGUCUCGGCGCAGCAGGCUCGUGAGAGGAAGAAGGCCUACUUAUCGUCCUUGGAGCAACAAGAGGACGAGAAGGAGCACCGAAUGAACGAGCUGGAGAACCGAGUGCGCAUUCUCGAGAGGGAAAACCAAAUGUUACGGCAGGUGAUUCAGACCGUGACUCGCAAGUCGGUUCCGGCUAACCCACAACCGGGCGACUUCGCGGUGUGA
This is a messenger RNA of Ostreococcus tauri, 453 nucleotides long. Its product is annotated as Basic-leucine zipper domain. The transcript has a single exon. Gene Ontology annotation, biological process: positive regulation of transcription by RNA polymerase II. The coding region runs from base 1 to 453 and encodes 150 amino acids. The record is from RefSeq and is a predicted model, not a curated record. Gene Ontology annotation, molecular function: DNA-binding transcription factor activity, RNA polymerase II-specific. Lineage: Eukaryota; Viridiplantae; Chlorophyta; Mamiellophyceae; Mamiellales; Bathycoccaceae.